Aspergillus ochraceoroseus IBT 24754 is the source of this 1096-nucleotide messenger RNA. RefSeq names its product proteasome core particle subunit beta 5 (gene pre2). Gene Ontology annotation, cellular component: proteasome core complex. The record is from RefSeq and is a predicted model, not a curated record. Gene Ontology annotation, molecular function: threonine-type endopeptidase activity. Bases 142 to 1032 code for a protein of 296 amino acids. The transcript is spliced from 6 exons. NCBI's taxonomy places the organism in Eukaryota, Fungi, Ascomycota, Eurotiomycetes, Eurotiales, Aspergillaceae.
GUUUGGGAAGCUCUCCAGCAUCACCGCAACGAAAGCUCCCAGCUGCCGUCCAGAGCUUCAACCAUCAUCCUCCCCAUCCUUUCCAUCCUCUCUUCACUUUCUGUUACUGUACACUCCCAUCUCUGCCAUUAUUCGCACAUCAUGGAUACAUUGGUCCGCCAGUACUCUCGCGCGCCGCAUCAGAACGAGUUCUACUCGGAGCGAGAACAGCAUGACCUCACAGAGAGCCUGCCUCCAAUCUCGCUCAAGUUCAACCUCCCCCCAGUUGCAAACUCUUCUGCCUUCCUCCGUGCCAUGACCGAUGACCACUCCAAUCCUAGCUGUCCCAUUAAACUUGCUCACGGAACAACAACGCUGGCUUUCCGAUUCCAGGGCGGAAUUAUUGUCGCGACAGACUCCAGAGCAACGGCUGGAAACUGGAUUGCCAGUCAGACCGUGAAGAAGGUUAUUCCUGUCUCGCGAUUGAGUCGUGGCGAGGAUAAGGCCGGCAAUGAACCCACCCCUGGUCUCUUGGGUACCAUGGCAGGAGGUGCAGCAGACUGUCAAUACUGGCUGAGAUAUCUGAGCCAACAAUGCACACUUCACGAAAUCCGCCACAAGCGUCGUAUCACAGUCGCAGCCGCGUCCAAAAUCCUCGCAAAUCUCACAUACUCCUACAAAGGAAUGGGCCUGAGCAUGGGAACGAUGUUGGCAGGCAUGACACCACAAGAAGGCCCCGCCCUGUACUACAUCGACUCCGACGGCACCCGACUCCCUGGAAACCUGUUCUGUGUCGGAUCCGGUCAGACUUUCGCUUACGGUGUGCUCGACGCUAACUACCGCUACGACCUGACCGAAGAGGAGGCUCUCGAGCUCGGCCGGAGGAGUAUCUUGGCUGCUAUGCACCGUGACGCUUACUCUGGUGGUUUCAUCAAUCUGUAUCACGUCAAGGAAGAGGGCUGGGUCCACCACGGCUUCGACGACAUGAACCCUAUAUUCUGGAAGACGAAGUUGGAGAAAGGCGAGUUCUCGAAUGUCACAUCGGAGCUGUAGAGGGUUGUUUCGUUACAUAGUAGUCAUCAUGAUUGUUUAGGCAUCCAAUACUACUAAACUUCCU